AUGUUAUACUUUCUUACAACAAGUUACACGCACUGGGAUAUUACCGAUGCUAGACAACAACUUAGUCAGGAAUGUGGUGGAAUGGACCUGAAUCGAAAAUUAAAAGUCGGUUUACAGGCCAUAAUCGACGGUGAAAAUUUCGUAAAAUUGGCCAAGAAGAAGGCUGAAUCACUUAUUAAGACUAUAAAGUUUCAAAAAGAUAAUACUGAAGCUGGUUCAUCUACACCUCAUGAACCUUUUUCAAUCACCAACAACAAUUACAACAAUAUUGGGGAUAACACUACCCAAAUUAUUAACAACCACACAAAUGCCAUCACUCAAGUCAAACGUAGCCGUGACACCAUUUCACCUGCUACUAAAAAGCCGACGAGAAAGCCAAGGCUGGAAUACCUGGCAGAGGGGGAAGGGCCUGUCGUGAUAGACGACACAACUAACAAUUGGGUGGUAAACGGCAUUAAUUUGUCAGAAAAGCUUCAUGACUUUCGUGACAAAGCUAUUUUGAAUGUUGAACAGUAUGAUAGCCCAAGCAACAUUUACGAAGAAUUAGCUUUGAAUGGUAUCUUCUUGCUUGAUGAACCAGGACGAAAACAGUACAAAGUUAGCUCCUCAGUCUUUAUUGCAGCUAAGAACGAAGUAUCAGAACAAUACCCUGCCUCCACCAACGCCAUCAAUAUCACCGACCAAAUCAAGCAAAUCUCUUUGAUCAUGAAGACCGAUUGUGAAAAGGCUGUCGAUUCUGCUUCUGUUUGGGUGACUAAGGCUAUCAGUUCCACAAAAAAUGACGAAAAAAAAGUUGCUCGAUCUUUAUCCCAAGUAUUGGGCAAUUUGGCCCAAAAGAAAGUCAGUAUUUUGAGGGAACCGCUGUUUUGCAGCCAGUUGGUGGAGCCACUAGUUUGUCCGUUCCUGCCACAAUCCAGUGAUGUCAAGCUGAGGGGGAGCUCGGAGGAAUCUGCUGGGUCUAGGGCUAGAAGAGGAAGAGAAGGAAGGAUGCCUGACCUUUCGCUUUGUACAGAUAUAGACGGUUUGAAUCAUGCCCUCUUCCUUUGCGAGGUUAAGUCUUUGAAUUACAUCAUGCAAGAGAAUAGCCAUUCUGACCCCGACUUCAUCAAACUGAUGAAUAUCAUGAAGGAUGAGCUUGAUUUCACCGCCGGCCUCGACAACAAAAGUCGAAUUGUUUAUUCUCUGCUUGUUCAAGGUGAUCUAUGUCGUAUGUUUGCCAUGGAUUUUAUGUAUCACAAGACGUACAGAGUGAUUAUGCUUGACCAGUUCCAUCUCCCAAUUGAUAUCCAUGAUGUGCAACGAUUGGACAGCUGCUACGGUGCCCUGCUGAGGCUGGAAAGUCUGCUGAUAAGUCUCAUUGGUGAGUUCACCGAUUAUUUUUAUGGAUCAGGACCUUCAACACCAGUAGAAGGAAGGCUAACGACUGAGUCUUUGAAGAGCUUUUCUUCUCCCAAAAAGGAGUAA
This is a messenger RNA of Mucor mucedo, 1464 nucleotides long. RefSeq lists its product as uncharacterized. The record is from RefSeq and is a predicted model, not a curated record. NCBI's taxonomy places the organism in Eukaryota, Fungi, Mucoromycota, Mucoromycetes, Mucorales, Mucoraceae. The transcript has 12 exons. The coding region runs from base 1 to 1464 and encodes 487 amino acids.